Pelmatolapia mariae (spotted tilapia) is the source of this 880-nucleotide messenger RNA. RefSeq names its product tetraspanin 15 (gene tspan15). Gene Ontology annotation, cellular component: plasma membrane. The transcript is spliced from 8 exons. NCBI's taxonomy places the organism in Eukaryota, Metazoa, Chordata, Actinopteri, Cichliformes, Cichlidae. The coding region runs from base 11 to 880 and encodes 289 amino acids. The record is from RefSeq and is a predicted model, not a curated record.
UCCAGAUACGAUGGCAGAGGGAGAUUCUAAAUGUUGUGAUGAUUGUUCCUAUUAUAUCAUCAAAUUCAUACUGUUCUUCUACGCCUGCUGUUGGUGGCUAAUAGGCGGAUGUAUCCUGGGUAUUGGCAUCUAUGCAGAAGUAGAGCGACAGCAGUACAAGACACUGGAGGGUGUGUUUCUGGCCCCAUCUAUAAUCCUGAUCCUACUGGGCAUCAUCCUAUUUGUUGUUUCAUUCAUUGGAGUCUUGGGUUCCCUAAGGGAUAAUGUAACUCUAUUGAACGUGUUCAUGUACACCCUGGCAGCGUGUCUGCUCCUGGAGCUGGUCGGAGCAAUCUUGGGGCUGGUGUUUCGCAACCAGGCGGAACGUUUAUUGAACAAGAACAUUCGAAAGGGCAUCGUAAACUACUACGAUGACUUGGACUUCAAAAAUAUCAUGGACUACGUUCAGAGGAGGUUUAAGUGUUGUGGAGGUGAAGAAUUUAAAGACUGGAAAGUCAACAUGUACCACAACUGUAGUGCGCCUGGUCCGUUAGCCUGCGGUGUCCCAUAUACCUGCUGUGUUACUACUACGACUAAUGAAGUGCCCAACACUAUGUGUGGGUACAAGGCCCUAGAUGACAAGCAUCAACCACUGCCUGACAUCUAUACCAGAGGCUGCACCGGUGCAUUCAUUUAUUGGCUGCUGGACAAUUAUAAGAUUAUGAUCAUACUUCUGUUUUUGAUCCUAGUGCCUCAGUUCUUCGGUGUGAUAGUCACCCGGAUAUAUAUCACUCGUGUUGAAGACAUGAGUAAUCAGUACGUUCAACCCACCGAAGAUGUUGCACUACGUCAGAAAGGUCGCUUGGACAAAUGGUUCAAAUGUAUGCCAGAAUGGGACUGA